Messenger RNA from Cyclocybe aegerita, 1668 nucleotides. The record is from the annotation of a GenBank genome assembly. Lineage: Eukaryota; Fungi; Basidiomycota; Agaricomycetes; Agaricales; Hemipholiotaceae.
AUGCAGGACUCAGCACCUUCUUCUUCAUCUCGCCUCUACAGCAUACCUGGAACCUUGGACAUCAUCAGCAUAUCAGAAACGCAGUGUCGCAUACCUGCGGGCGGACUUUGCACCGCAUGUAUUGAAUUGAACCAGGUCGAUAAAAAAAUAAAGGAAGCAGCUGCUCUCCUGCAGCAGCUAAUAAGACAGCGAGAAGAAUUGAAGACCGAACGGAAUUGUCACCACGAUCAGCUCAUCCAACGCCUCCCCACUGAGCUGGUGUCUCGCAUCUUCGCCCUCUGCGCUUCAUACCCUCCUGUUUCCGUGGACUCCAUGAAAGUUCCUCCUCUUUAUCGUCAACGAAAACCAUUAGUCUCAGCACCAUGGGAACUUGGAGUCGUCUCUCGAUCAUGGCGAGACGUCGUCUACUCCACUCCACAACUCUGGACCGUUAUCUCUGUCAAUAUGUCUCGUCGAAGGGAAGCGGGGUAUAGCGAGUUUGUGCAGGAGUGGCUGUUGCGUUCCGGUGACCUGCCUCUUACCCUUAGUCUUUAUACAUCAGCUCGUAGCGACACGGUCCCCUUCGAGGUAUUGUCUACGUCGGAAGAGCCGAAGGCCAUGCAGCUCUUAGCUGCUAUCAACCAAACCUCCCAGCGGUGGAGAUAUUUGGAUGUAUCCCUUCCCGUCCCGUUCUCUGGGCACCUUCGCGGGGUUUCCAGCGGGACUUCGAAGUUGCAGAGCAUCCACCUGGGGCGACCCCUCGGUCCCAGGAAUACUCGAAGUAUCACCUUCCAGAUGCACGUUACGCCAUCUCCUUCAAGAGUCGCACUUGAAUAUAUAGGUUUCAAGGCCUUUGACAUCAACUGGGAUAAUGUCACCCAUGCCACAAUCCAGUCCUUCUCGGUUGCGGAAUGCUUAGAAAUGCUGCGCAGUGCACACCAACUCACCCACUUCGCUGUCAGUUAUGUCUACAACGACCAAGAUCCACACGAAUCGCCGUCAGAGAACUUGAAGAUCGUACACAAUCACCUUCAAGUUUGCGAGGUUUCCUCUAUUUCUCGCCUUGAUCUCCUCUUCAGUCAUCUAGUUCUUCCCUCCCUCAUCAAUCUCCACCUUUUCGACAACCUCUCCGCCGCCGCAUCUCUCGUCUCACGUUCCGACUGCAAGAUAACUGAGCUUUCCGUCAACCAAUCGGAGACGCGACUUUCUUCGGAGGAGGAUCUAAUCACACUUUUGAAACUAUGCCCAAGCUUAACCCACCUUACCCUUCUCGAGUGCCCCAUUUCAGACAUUUUUUUCCAGGAAUUGGGGCACGACAAAACCCCUGACCAACAGCAAUCAACUCUGAGCCAGUUUCUACCGGUCCUCAGUUCACUCAGCAUUGAGGCCCUCCUCAGGUUUCGAUGGGAUUCCCUCACCAAUAUGUUUAACCGACACCCAGACCCGCUCUACGCCCCCCGACGGAAACUUCGAUACUUGAAAGUUACUAUACUGGAAGGCGAACGUAGUGAAUCCGACGAGUUGUCAGACGAAUCAGACGAUGGGGUAACUGAGCCACUCUCAAGACUCAUCCCUAAAAAUGUCGCUUCAAGCCUGUUGUCGCUAUUAGACUCGGAAGAAGUUGUGAUCAUAAUCGAGGAUGAAUAUAAGCAUAGUCUCCUCCACACUGCUUUGGCAUCAGAAGGUUAG